AUGUUAAAAAAGAGACUCGCUGCCAGUGUCAUCGGUGUUGGUAAGAGAAAGGUGUGGUUGGACCCUAACGAGACCACCGAGUUGGCUUCUGCCAACUCUCGUCAGGCUAUCAGAAAGUUGUACCGUAACGGUACCAUCGUCAAGAAGCCUGUCACCAUCCACUCCAGAUCUAGAGCUAGAGCUUACGCCGAGUCCAAGAAGGCUGGUAGACACAUGGGUUACGGUAAGAGAAAGGGUACCAGAGACGCCCGUAUGUCUUCUCAGGUUGUUUGGAUGAGAAGAUUGAGAGUCUUGAGAAGAUUGUUGGCUAAGUACAGAGAUGCUGGCAAGAUCGACAAGCACUUGUACCACAACUUGUACAUGGCUGCCAAGGGUAACACCUUCAAGCACAAGAGAGCUUUGGUUGAGCACAUCAUCCAGGCUAAGGCUGAGGCUGCCCGUGAGAAGUCUUUGAAGGAGGAGGCCGAGGCCAGAAGAUCGAGAAACAGAGCUGCCAGAGAGAGAAGACAACAAAGAAUCGAGGAGAAGAGACAAGCUUUCUUGAACGACGCUUAA
This is a messenger RNA of Sungouiella intermedia, 555 nucleotides long. The record is from the annotation of a GenBank genome assembly. NCBI's taxonomy places the organism in Eukaryota, Fungi, Ascomycota, Pichiomycetes, Serinales, Metschnikowiaceae.